This is a messenger RNA of Aspergillus steynii IBT 23096, 3827 nucleotides long. Its product is annotated as nuclear import receptor PSE1. Gene Ontology annotation, biological process: protein import into nucleus. The record is from RefSeq and is a predicted model, not a curated record. NCBI's taxonomy places the organism in Eukaryota, Fungi, Ascomycota, Eurotiomycetes, Eurotiales, Aspergillaceae. Gene Ontology annotation, cellular component: nucleus; cytoplasm. The coding region runs from base 323 to 3610 and encodes 1095 amino acids. The transcript is spliced from 5 exons. Gene Ontology annotation, molecular function: small GTPase binding; nuclear import signal receptor activity.
UUUAUUCCCUCUCCCCCUCCCCCUUCCUCCCAGCACCGCUACUCCGGCUGGGAUGCUGUGCCUGCAUUAAUCCCCUGCCUCGAAUUGAGUUCUCGUCUUUGAAUCCCUCCGACCUCCUCGACUGCCGAGGGCCGUCUUAUCGUCUAUUUCCCUCUCGAUCACCCCCACCAAAACAAUAGUAUCCCAAAAAUUUCCCAUUUAACGCCCUACCCCACUUACCACCUCGGACUCAGCGCCGAACCCCCGUGUCUUCUAUCUCGUUUCACCACCGGGAUCUUUUGACCGUCGACCCCAUCCGCAUCGUCAGGACCUCAUCGGCGCUAUGUCUUUGCUACCUCCCGAAGUUCACUCGGCGCUCUCGCAGCUGCUGCGCGCGUUGACCACCGCCGAUAACACGAUCCGUGCUCAGGCCGAAGAACAGUUGAACAAUGAUUGGAUUUUAGCCCGUCCGGACGUGCUCUUGAUGGGCCUGGUGGAACAGAUUCAGGGCGCAGAGGAUAUCGCUACCCGGGCAUUCGCCGCAGUAUUGUUCAGAAGAAUUGCGACCAAGACGCGAAAAGACCCCGUCACAAAUGAGGCCCGGGAACUCUUCUCGACUCUUACCACAGACCAGCGCUUGGUCAUUCGACAGAAAUUGGUGACAUGCCUGACCACCGAGUCGGCAACGGACGUGCGAAAGAAGAUCGGAGAUGCCGUGGCAGAAAUUGCGAGACAGUACACCGACAAUGGUGACCAAUGGCCCGAGCUUCUUGGUGUUCUCUUCCAGGCAAGUCAGUCGCCCGAUGCAGGCCUGCGCGAGGCCUCCUUCCGCAUCUUCUCGACCACCCCCGGUAUCAUUGAGAAGCCCCACGAGGAUGCCGUUGUGGGCGUGUUCAGCAAGGGUUUCAAGGACGACCUUGUCACCGUCCGCAUUGCCGCCAUGGAGGCCUUCGCUUCCUUCUUCCGCUCCAUCUCCAAGAGGUCCCAGCCCAAGUUCCACUCCCUCAUGCCCGAGCUGCUCAACAUCCUGCCGCCGCUGAAGGAGUCGUCUGAGAGCGAAGAACUUUCGUCGGCUUUCCUGGCUCUGAUUGAGCUGACCGAGAUCUCGCCUAAGAUGUUCAAGGGCAUGUUCAACAACCUGGUCAAGUUCAGUAUCAGCGUCGUUGCCGACAAAGACCUUAGCGACCAGGUCCGACAGAAUGCGCUGGAGCUGAUGGCCACCUUUGCCGACUACGCCCCGGGCAUGUGCAAGAAGGACCCCGAGUUCGCCCGAGAUAUGGUGACGCAGUGUCUGAGCUUGAUGACCGAUAUUGGAGUCGACGAUGACGAUGCUUCCGAAUGGAACUCUUCGGAGGAUCUUGACCUGGAAGAGAGUGAUCUCAACCAUGUCGCUGGUGAACAGUGCAUGGACCGUCUCGCCAACAAACUUGGUGGCCAGGCUGUGCUUCCCCCUACCUUCUCCUGGAUCCCUCAGAUGAUGUCGUCCUCCGCCUGGCGUGAUCGGCACGCCGCUCUCAUGGCCAUCUCCGCCAUCUCGGAAGGCUGCCGCGAUCUGAUGAUCGGCGAACUUGACCAGGUGCUGGGCCUUGUCGUUCCCGCUUUGCAGGAUCCCCACCCUCGCGUCCGCUAUGCGGGCUGCAACGCGCUGGGUCAGAUGAGCACUGAUUUCGCCGGCACUAUGCAGGAGAAAUACCAUGCGAUUGUGCUGAACAACAUCAUCCCUGUGCUGAACAGCGUGGAACCCCGCGUCCAGGCACACGCCGCCGCGGCUCUGGUCAACUUCUGCGAGGAGGCUGAGAGACGGGUUCUCGAACCGUACCUCGCCGAAUUGCUGCGGCAUCUCCUUCAGCUCCUGCGCAGCGAGCACCGCUACGUGCAGGAGCAGGCUCUCUCCACGAUCGCCACGAUCGCGGACUCCGCCGAGAAUGCAUUCGACCAGUACUACGCCACGCUGAUGCCCUUGCUCUUCAACGUGCUCAAGGAAGAGCAGUCGAAGGAGUACCGUUUGUUGCGUGCCAAGGCCAUGGAGUGUGCGACUCUGAUCGCGCUCGCUGUGGGCAAGGAGAAGAUGGGCCAGGACGCUCUGAACCUGGUGCAGCUGUUGGGCAACAUUCAGCAGAACAUUGUGGACGCGGACGACCCGCAAUCGCAAUACCUGCUCCACUGCUGGGGCCGCAUGUGCCGGGUCUUGGGCCAGGACUUUGUUCCUUACCUUCCCGGCGUCAUGCCCCCUCUUCUGUCGGUCGCGGCCGCCAAGGCGGACAUUCAGCUGCUUGACGAUGAGGACCAAAUCGACCAGGUGGAGCAAGAUGAGGGCUGGGAGCUGGUGCCUUUGAAGGGCAAGGUCAUCGGUAUCAAGACUAGCGCGCUUGAAGACAAAAACACCGCCAUCGAGUUGAUCACCAUCUACGCCCAGAUCCUAGAGGCCGCCUUUGAGCCCUACGUCUUGGAGACGAUGGAGAAGAUCGCCGUGCCCGGCUUGGCCUUCUUCUUCCAUGACCCUGUGCGGGUGUCGUCGGCGAAGCUGAUCCCUCAGCUUCUGAACGCCUACCGCAAGGCCUAUGGCGAGUCAUCGCCCGGUUUCGCGCAGAUGUGGAACAAGGUGGCCGAGAAGAUCAUCGAGGUGCUCACCGCCGAGCCCGCGGUCGACACGUUGGCCGAGAUGUACCAGUGCUUCUACGAGUCCGUGGAGGUUGUUGGUAAGAACUGCCUCACGCAGCAACACGUGCAAGCGUUCAUCGCGUCGAGCAAGUCGACGUUAGAAGACUACCAGGUGCGGGUGAAGGCGCGGUUGGAGGAGCGGGCCGAUGCCGACGACGGCGACGAGGAGAACCUGGACUACGAAUACGCCGUCGAAGAUGACCAGAACCUGCUCAGCGACAUGAACAAGGCCUUCCACACCAUCUUCAAAAACCAGGGCACGUCAUUCUUGCCCGCCUGGGAAACCCUCAUGCCGUUCUACGACACUUUCAUCACGAGUCAAGACCCCACGCAACGCCAGUGGGCCCUGUGCAUCAUGGACGAUGUGCUGGAAUUCUGUGGCCCCGAGUCGUGGAAGUACAAGGACCACAUCAUGCAGCCGCUGGCCGCUGGAUUGCAGGACCAGAACGCGGCCAACCGACAGGCCGCUGCGUACGGAGUGGGAGUUGCUGCACAGAAGGGUGGCGAGGCCUGGAGUGAUUUCGUGGCCGCCAGUAUCCCCAGCCUGUUGCAGGUGACCCAGAUCAACCAGGCGCGAUCGGAGGAGCAUGUUUAUGCCACGGAGAAUGCCGCCGCCAGUAUCGCAAAGAUCCUGCACUUCAACAGCAGCAAGGUGCAGAACGCCAAUGAGAUUGUGGCCAACUGGAUCACCACUCUGCCCAUCACGUUUGAUGAGGAGGCUGCUCCUUACGCCUAUUCCUUCUUGGCUCAACUGAUUGACCAGCAACACCCGGUAGUGAUGUCGAAUGCCGACAAGGUGUUCGGGUAUAUCGUGCAGGCCCUGGAAAACGAGACUCUGCAGGGACAGACAGCCGGACGAGUGGCCACCUCGGCCAAGCAGCUGGUCGCCAGCACGGGGUUGAAUCCCGACCAGAUCCUGGCGGGUGUGAACCCGGACAACCAGGCGGCGGUGCGAAGUUAUUUCCAGUAGAGGCGGCGCAGCAACGACGGAGGAAAUUGGUCUCUUAACAAAGGCGUGAUAUGGAACGAGUGGGUGCCGGCUCUAUUUGUUUACGUGAACUAUGGUUGUUUUUUAUUUCCUAUUUGAUUUCCCCCCAUGAAUCUCUAACGUGUGCCCCCGUUGGUCGGUGAGUGUGCACUGCGUAGACCAGAUUCUUUUGUUCCCUUUUUUUUUUUUUUUUUUUUUU